GCGUCGGACCGCCCACCGCCACCUGGCUCCGCUGCGCACCGCCGACUGGAGGCAGAGCGCCGCUACUCCUCUUACCCAACGGAGACGCAGAGAGACGAGGACCCCCGUUUCACCGAGGCUGUGUGCAUGCGUUUUUGGUUUUACCUCCUAUGUAAAGAAAAAAAACAAAAACAAACGAUAUCCACCAGCUAGACCGAGUCAACGCUUUUAAAGGAUUUUUUUUGGGAGGGGGGUGUUGGGAGGAAAGUGAGAAAAGGCGCAUAGGAAAGGCGACGGGUGCCAUCGCGCACUGCUGCAUCCUCCCUCCUCUCCAUCUCUCCGGCUGCGCGUCUGCGCUUUUACAAAGCUCCCGGCUUCUUCCAUCCUUGAAUUCCGCUAUUGUGAAGCCGCGAGCUCGCCUCCUCCUCCUCCUCUACUCGGGGAGUCUGAAGCCAGCCGCUGGAGCCCCUGAGAGCUCGCCGGACUCGGCGGCUUUCUUCUGCGCGAUACGAGCGGAUCAUCGAGGGGACCUUUGCGCGGAGUCGAAAGGACUGGAAAUUAUUUAGCCCUCUCACAACAACGUACCGCAUGGUGGGAAUUUCUGCCUCUUUUCAGUAUCGCUCUGGGAAGCGCUCCACCAUGCCCGACUCACCUGCGGACGUCAAGACACAGUCCAGGUUGACGCCCCCCACCAUGCCUCCUCCCCCCAGCACGCAAGGAGCUCCCCGUAAUAGCUCCUACACGCCCACCACAUUAACCAAUGGCAGCAGCCACUCUCCCACGGCGCUCAACGGCGCCACGUCUCCUCCCAACGGCUACAGCAACGGUCCGAGCUCCUCGUCCUCGUCCUCACUGGCCAACCAGCAGCUGCCGCCGGCCUGCGGCGCCCGGCAGCUCAGCAAGCUCAAGCGCUUCCUCACAACUCUACAGCAGUUUGGCAACGACAUCUCGCCUGAAAUCGGCGAGCGGGUCCGCACGUUAGUGCUCGGACUUGUGAAUUCCACCCUAACCAUCGAAGAAUUCCACUCCAAGCUCCAAGAAGCAACCAACUUCCCUCUACGACCUUUUGUCAUCCCCUUUCUGAAGGCCAACCUGCCGCUCCUUCAGAGGGAGCUGCUGCACUGCGCCAGGUUGGCCAAGCAGAACCCGGCUCAGUACCUGGCCCAGCACGAGCAGCUGCUCCUGGACACCAGCACCACCUCCCCGGUGGACUCCUCUGAACUCCUGCUGGACGUUAACGAGAACGGCAAGAGGAGGACGCCAGACAGAACCAAAGAGAACGGCUUCGAGAGAGACGGCGCCCUCCACCCGGACGUUCACCCCAGCAAGCGGCCCUGCACCAUAAGCCCCGCCCAGCGCUUCAGCCCAUCCAAUGGGCUCUCAUACCAACCCAACGGCCUGCCCCACCCGGGCCCGCUUCCCCCGCAGCACUACCGACUGGACGACAUGGCCAUCGCCCACCACUACCGUGACACCUACAGGCACCCGGCCUCCAACCAUCGGGAGAUCCGGGAGAGAGCCAGGCCCAUUGGUAUGCAUGCAGGGACCAGGCAGGAGGAGGUGAUUGACCACAGGCUGACAGACAGAGAGUGGGCAGAGGAGUGGAAACACCUUGACCAUGUAAGAAAACUGCUGAACUGCAUCAUGGACAUGGUGGAGAAGACGAGGCGCUCGCUGACGGUACUGCGGCGCUGCCAGGAGGCCGACCGCGAGGAGCUCAACUACUGGAUCCGGCGAUACAGCGACGCUGAAGAGCUGAAGAAGGGCGCCGCCGGUGGGCAGUCGAGGCAGCAGAGCCCGGCGGCACAGGAGAACGCAACGCCGGAGAUUCACAGGGAGCUGUUGCAUCGGCCCGUGUCUGGAUACGUGCCUGAAGAGAUCUGGAAGAAAGCCGGUACGGGAGGCUUGACUUCCUCUGUGUCCACACUCUUUCCAGAAGAGGCUGUGAAUGAGGUGAAGCGGCAGGCUGUGACCGAGCUGCAGAAGGCCGUCUCAGAGGCGGAGCGCAAGGCUCACGAGAUGAUCAGCACCGAGCGGGCCAAGAUGGAGCGCACGGUGGCCGAGGCUAAGCGGCAGGCGGCCGAGGACGCGCUCUCCAUAAUCAACCAGCAGGAGGACUCCAGUGAGAGCUGCUGGAACUGUGGCCGCAAAGCCAGUGAGACGUGCAGCGGUUGCAACACGGCGCGCUACUGCGGCUCCUUCUGCCAGCAUAAGGAUUGGGAGAAGCACCACCAUGUCUGCGGUCAGACCCUCCAGGCCCAGCAGCAGCAGCAGCAGGCCAGCCAACAGCAGGGAGGCGUGCCGGGAUCAGAGACCCCUGCUCCCGUCAGCUCCUCUGCCUGCACCCCGAGCAGUGGGACUAGGAGUCCGGCUGCUACGCCGCCUGCUGCCACCCCUCGCUCCUCCACCCCCGGGACCCCGUCCUCCUCUGCCCUGGACGGCACACCGCGCUAAGAGACUCAUUGGGUUAGGAAAGGAAGCAAAGGGCCGGCGGGGCGGGGGGGGAGGGGCUUAACAGCCAGCCCUCAACCCCACGAACAGCAUGACUGUCUACGAUGCCUUGCAAAGAUGCUAAGCUAACGUGGCUAACGGAGAGAGAUGGCGAUGCUUCUGUCUAUCCUGCAGCGUGGUCAUAGAAGGAGGAGGUCCAUAAUCGGGUCAUAUUGACUUGCCAUAACUUUACAGAAACACAAAGAUAUUCUUUGUUUUGAAUGAAUGAAUUUAAAUAUUGACAUCCUUUUAUCGUUACACUUGCUAUUCUUGUUGUCCAUUUUCUCGUCGUGCCCGUUGUUGUUGAUGUUGUUGUCAUUAUUGCUAUUUUUUCCUGUAAAUAUUAAGCGACAGAGCAGAGACACCCGUGACCGUAGUAUAUCUAACCUCCCCAUUUUUAAAUGUUUUUCAUUUUCCAUCCUUGAAUUAAUGCUUAUUUCCUCUCUGGUACAUGAGACUAAUCAACGUCAUUUUACCAAACCGCAUACCAAGGGAACAUCACUAGCUAGCACUCAUCAAUACUCUUUGUAAAGAAAGAUAUUUAGCACCCUAAAAGACAGACCAACGUAAGGAUGGAUGAGCAACGUUGCUGCCUGCAGAUGGGAGAAGGAACGGACUGAAUCUCUGGCCCACAGACAGCCAUGAAACGGGCAGAUGUGCAGCAGAUUGCAAGCGGAGCCAGCUGUUCAACCAAUGUUAUUUCCCUCUCACUUGUAAUAAUAUCCAGGUCAGUGGGCUGGGAAAUACAAAUCCGUCUCCCUGAAGGACAUAAAAGGAAGAAUUCUUGGACGAGAUACAAAACUUUGCCCACUGCACAAGUGGAGGAUGUACUGACGGCAAACCACACGAGCAUGCUUGGUGGGUCACAGAAGCUCUCAAACAGGAAGUAAAGUCAUCGUCCCUCCGGCGAGACCCGUCAAAUCGCCACGACAGAAGCCGCUCGGAGCCGAACACCGGCAGUGUGGAGAAGUCGGUAGGAAGCUCAUUCUGCACUCCAGACUCUCCUGUCUCAACUCUUCAAAACAUUUUCAUCUCUUCAUGUUUUCUUAUUCUUUUUUUUUUCUGUAGAUGUCAUGGUGUUUAAGACUUCUGUCCUGUGGUGUCACCAAUGGUUAUUUAUUGUGUAUGUGUUGGACAAUUGUGACAAUGCAUAGUUUUUCAACCCGGUCACAACUCAAACUCCUUCAUGACUCGUGCUCUCUCUAACAAAAAGAGAUAAAAAAAAGAAGUGUUAUCUUUUUUUUCACGCUGCUUUUCUAUUCUGUGUGUAGGUGGUAGAUCCCCUCGUAGUUCUUUAAGUUUCACUUCCCUUCGUCCUCAAGAAAAGACACAAGCUAUAUCUCAGAGCUGCUACUUGAGUCCGACACAGAUCUUUUCUGAGAGCUAGCAUGUUGCGCAGGAAUGCUAACCUAAAUGUUUUGUACAAGGGACAUACAUAGAUGUAUUUGCACUGUCACAGAGGUUAUUUCCGCAUGCUUCUUUUUAGCAUACUUGUGUUGUCGCUAGAGCCAUAACUCAUCAACCGUUUUGUAUGUAGUGAUGGCGUUAUUGGGUUUCACAUUUCUUUGGAAUGGGGCUUGUAAAAUCACCAAACCAACUUUUCUUUUUCUCCUUCUCACCACAUUUUCACAAAAGCGGCCAUAACGGGGGGUUUUUUUGGAAUAGUUACAGACAGUGCAUGCACAUUACUGAACGUUUGUUAAAUAUUUGUUAUUUUUUAGAAAAAAAAAUAGAAAAACAACCAAAAAAAGUUUAAAAAAUGACAAAAAAAUAUUCUAACAAACUAACUUUCCAAAUGCAGAGGUGUAGACUCCGAUUGACAGCUUUAACACUGCAAAGCACCAGGUAACACACAGUAUUAACACAAAAGAUAAACAAACAAAAAAACAGCCAAAGACUGACACCAAGGACCAAAAUCCUGAUUUAAACGAUUUUCAAAAGAGGUUUGUUCACACAUAUGUUUGGGAUAUUUAUUUCUUCACGUUUUGUUCACAUAUUCAGAGAACAAACGCAAGUUUAAUGUCAUAAAAGUCUUUUAUUUUAAUCCUAACGGCACUCAUCUUACAUUUUGAAAAGAAAACGUUUGAAAUAAACAUAAUGGACAUUUUCAGAACAGUGUUACAUUUCCACUGGAGCAAUAAUAACUAAUGAACACUGACGACUUAUGUGACCAAUUUCGAGGAAAAAUCUUUUUGCAUUUCCUCUUUACACAAAUGUGAGAUUAAGUGCCCAUUUCAGCUUUAAGCAGUAUAGUUCUUUAUUCUUAAAGAGUGAACGUGAGACUGGAGUUUCACACCAAUGCCGUUUGUUUUAUUUAUUUAUAUCGGAGUAUGUCAUUUUUUUGCCACAAAUUUGUUGUAAACCUUCAAUGUAAAUCGAACAGACCUCUUACCCUGACGCACACAAAGGCUCUUCACACCAUCCACCUUGGUGCUACACAGAAGCGCGUUACAAAUUCUGACCUCAAGAAACAAGAGGGGGCCCACAAAGGUUCUGGGCUGUUUGCUGCCUCUGUACUUCCUCAUCCCCCCCCCCCACUUCUUGUCUAAAUGAAAUACACACCUGCAUUUUUGACUAAUGGGUUAAACAAUCCAAAAAGGUGUCUGACACCCGACUAACGACUUCUCAGAAGCUGUGAAGAAACAGCUCAGCUGUUUUAACACUAGUGUAUUUGAAAGUAUACAACAAAUAAUGUGUUUAUCGAUAUCAGGGUAAAACCUGGGUUUGAAAAAAAAAACGGGAAAAAAAACGACUUAACAUUUUUGCUCACAUUUUGUUCUUUCCUUUUUUUUCUUUCUCCCCUCCUCUCUGUGUGUUUUGCUACAAAUUCCUCGGUGGCAAACAAGUCUCACUCUACCUCUUACAGCACGAUAAGAGCAUCAGUCGCUGAUACUGGUCUAGUCUAAACCAAAUGGGCACACGAGAACAGGAAAAUAAAAAACCCAAAGUCGAAGCUCAUACAGCUGCAAAACCAUAUCACUACUUGGUAACAAUGCAGACCUCAUAAAUAAAUGAAAAAUAAAUGAAUAGAAAUGAGAAGAAAAAAAAAAGUUAAACACUUUUGUUACGUUGCUUUAUGCCUGUGGCGUUUUUAGAGUACAUCAUGGGUGAACUGUUUGAACAGAAUUUUAAAAAUUUGCUAAUUUUAAAGAAAAGUGUUGUCGAUUCCUAUUUCAAUGAUACAAGUGACGGAUAAGAAAUGUUCUUCUUGCUCUUUUUUCUCUCCUGUUUACCCUCCUCGCUUUUCUCAGUUGUGAACACGUUAAGCCGACUUGUCAGCGGGGUAACGAUUCUGACUGAACUUACAAAAGGCAAAAACUAAAAAUGAAAAAGAUACGGCCAAAACUUAGACAUGCUGGUUUUUCACAAAGGAGAGGAAAUGUUAUUAAGAUUUCCCACUUAGCAAGGGACAUUUGAGGAAAUGUGUGGGGCCAGCAGUGAACAGUGAAGGCCGUAGCAUUACUCUGUGGGUGUGAGGUGAACUUCAAGGGUGGGAGUUUUAUUUCAUUUUCUGGGGGUGGGAUGGGUUCCCUUGAGAACAUCUAUUGUGAAAAAAAAGAGCUCAAAUGAUUUGAAGUUGUUGUGCAAUACUUAUUUGAGACAUGAAAACCACAGGUUAGUGGUAGGCUGACGCUGGGCGGUCUCUUCAUCGCCCAGAGUCAGUGUCUUUAGAGAGCUUUCCAGUCUACUAUGUCAGAACUGUGGUUUCUUGUUUUUCUUUUCUUUUUGUUUCUUUUUUUUUUUCUUUUGGGCUGUAAACUAUGGUCUGUCAGUCUGUGAAACUUUGCAGUAUAAUUCUGGUAUUGUUGUUCUCUUAACGGUGUAAUAAAUAUGUUAAUACCUGCC
Gasterosteus aculeatus aculeatus (three-spined stickleback) is the source of this 6315-nucleotide messenger RNA. It is a transcript of the gene runx1t1, whose product is annotated as RUNX1 partner transcriptional co-repressor 1. NCBI's taxonomy places the organism in Eukaryota, Metazoa, Chordata, Actinopteri, Perciformes, Gasterosteidae. The record is from RefSeq and is a predicted model, not a curated record. Gene Ontology annotation, biological process: negative regulation of DNA-templated transcription; DNA-templated transcription. Gene Ontology annotation, molecular function: transcription corepressor activity. Gene Ontology annotation, cellular component: nucleus.